GGUCUCCAUUUUUAGCUUACUAUACUACUUCUAUAAAUAACCAAAGCCUUUCUCUCUCUUGAUAGCUAAUAGCUAAAGUCCCUUUGAGAUCACUUUUAUCUCACUAUCUCCUCCUUAUGAAACAUCAACAAAAACAAAAACAAAAACAAAACCAAACAUACCUGUUAAAAUGGUCGAUGUAGACCGGAGAAUGACCGGUCUAAACCCAGCUCGGGCUCACUUAGCAGGUCUUAGAAGACUCUCAGCCCGAGCCGCUUCCAUUUCCACCGCCACUACCACAGCACGUAACGGUCUUCUCUCAUUUUCACCUAUAGCUGAUAAAAUCAUAACCAACCUCCGUAAUUCCGGUAUACAAGUCCAACCGGGUCUCUCUGAACCCGAAUUCGCUCGUUUAGAGGCCGAAUUCGGCUUCAUCUUCCCACCAGACCUCAAAGCUAUACUCACCGCCGGCUUACCCGUCGGAGCCGGAUUCCCCGACUGGCGCACUCGCCUUCAUCUCAGAGCUUCCCUGGAUCUUCCCAUGGCGGCAAUUUCGUUUCAAAUCGCGAGAAACACGCUCUGGGCCCGGUGUUGGGGAUUGAAACCCACAGAACCCGAAAAGGCUUUACGUAUCGCAAGAAACGCUCUGAAGAAAGCACCGUUAUUGAUCCCAAUCUUCAACCAUUGCUACAUUCCUUGUAACCCUUCUCUCGCCGGAAAUCCUGUUUUCUAUGUCGACGAGAAUCGAAUCUUUUGUUGUGGAUUCGAUUUAUCAGACUUUUUUCAACGUGAAUCACCGAAUCGGAGCUCUGAAUUUUCUCCGGGUCCUGUAGUUUACAAGAAACAAAGAUCGUUUACAGAGAAAAGUGUUACCACUUUUUGUUCAGAAGCGAAUUUCAAUCGGAGAAGCCUCGACGCCGGUGGAAGAACGCCGAGGUGGGUUGAGUUUUGGAGCGACGCCGCUGUUGAUCGCCGAAGAAGAAUCUCGUCAUCACGUGUAGAGUCACGUGCAGUCUCGCCAGAGCGGUUUUUUUAUAUUCGGAAAUUUGAAGAACCGAAAUGGGUUGAGAAUUACGUUGAAGAAAUUGGGUCGGUUUUAAGAGAAGGUGGAUGGAGCGAACCGGAUAUAACAGAAAUGGUGGAGGUUUCAGGUUCGGGUUUUUUCGAAGGUGAUAUGGUUAUGUUGAAUAAUCAAGCGGUGUUGGAUGCGAUUUUAUUGAAGGUGGAUCGGUUUUCGGAUUCGUUGAGAAAAUCUGGGUGGAGCUCCGAAGAGGUUUCGGAUGCUUUAGGAUUUGAUUUUCAACCUGAGAAGAAGGAAAAGAAACUUGUUAAGAAGCUUUCACCUGAACUGGUUUGUAGUAUUGAGAAACUGGUUCAAUCGGUUACCCGGUCAUGAAUGAUACUUUGGAUGCAAAAUUUAUUUUGAUUAGAAAAGUAUGUUUAGGAAAUUGAGGUUUGUAUUUCCAUGGCCUCUUGGGUUAAGCAAUUAGAAGUUUGGAAAUUGUAAUGUAACAUGAAAUUAAGGGAACAAAGUUAGAUAAUUGGUUUCUAAAGUGCGUAAUGUUCAAGAUCAUUUUUCUGUCUUGCAUAAUUGUAAUUUCAUGAUAAACAAUCAAAUGUUAAUUUGAACUUCUCUUUA
Messenger RNA from Medicago truncatula (barrel medic), 1618 nucleotides. RefSeq lists its product as uncharacterized. The transcript has a single exon. Lineage: Eukaryota; Viridiplantae; Streptophyta; Magnoliopsida; Fabales; Fabaceae. Bases 170 to 1375 code for a protein of 401 amino acids. The record is from RefSeq and is a predicted model, not a curated record.